AUGGAAGUUCUGAGAACGAAGAUAGCUAUGAGGCUGAUUUUCAUAUAUCUAAUCUUAUUCUUCAAUUACUGCUUCUUGUUUUGUGCAGCUUUUUCUUCUGACGCCAUAACCAUUGGCAAACCCUUUAGCGAUAAUGGAGAGCUUGUCAUUUCUAAAGGAAGAAAAUUUGCUCUUGGCUUCUUCUCUCCAGGCAAAUCUGCCUUUCGCUUUGUUGGAAUCUGGUACUAUAACUUGCCAAAGCAAACUGUUGUUUGGGUUGCCAAUAGAGAUAAUCCCAUAAAUGACUCUUCUGGAGUUCUCUUCCUCAACCCAAAUAAUGGAAAUCUCGUCCUCCGCCAGAACUCUACCAACUUGCCCAUUUGGUCCUCGAAUGUUUCUGUCCCUGUUCCAAGUAAUACAGUUAUGGCUCAGCUCACUGAUUUAGGUAAUCUCGUUCUGAUUCAAAAUAAUUACUCCAAAAAUGUGUUGUGGCAAAGCUUUGAUCAUCUCACUGACACCCUUCUUCCAUAUGCCAAACUGGGUUUCAACAAAAGAACUGGUCAGAACUGGUUGUUGCAGUCAUGGAAGACAGAAGAUGAUCCAGGAACAGGAAAUAUCUCAUUCAGGUCCAACACAUCUGGGAAAGAUCAAGUUUUUCUGUACAAUAAAAAAGUUCCAUUGUGGCGAGGUGGGUUCUUCAAUGGCGAAAUAUUUGUGGGUUUGCCAUCUAUGAAAAGAGAACUGUCAUAUGCUUUAAACCUUACUAUCACAGACGAUGAUAAUUCUGCCGGACUCACAUAUCACGCCGUUGAUCCUACCGCCAUCUUUCGGGUCGGAGUUGUUUCAACGGGCUACAUGCAAACACAUAAAUGGGAUCAUGACACAAAUGAUUGGAAGCUAUAUGGGACACACCCAGCAAGCAAUUGUGAAACCUACGGAACUUGUGGAGCCAACAGCAAGUGUGAUUCUUUCAACUAUGCUUACAACAAGUGUUUUUGCCUACCUGGGUUUGAACCUAGUAACCCUAAUGAGUGGUACACGAACGAUGAAUCAGCUGGUUGUGUGAGGAAGAAAGGACCAUCUUUGUGUGGGAAUAAUGGAGAAGGCUUCAUUAAAGUAGACGGUGUGAAGAUUCCAGAUACUUCGAUAGCCAAUUUUCAGCAGGGUUUGAGAAUGGAGGAUUGUGAGCAAGAGUGCUUGAGAAAUUGUACUUGUAAUGGCUAUGCAGCUUCAGAUGUGAGAAAUGGCGGAAGUGGGUGCUUGACUUGGCAUGGAGAUUUGCUGGACACAACGGUAUUAAGUGAAGAAGGCCAUGAUUUAUAUGUUCGUGUUGAUGCUGUUGAACUUGCAAAUUAUGCCAAGAAAUCAAAAGGAACGCUGCCAAAGUCUGGGAUGGUGGGAAUUCCAGUAACUACUUUCGCUGUGAUUGUUCUUCUAAUUGCCUUGUGUGCUUAUUGCUCUCGGACAAGGAAAAUAACAGGUGGUGAAAUAACUGAAGAACAAAUGAAAAUAGAUUCUCCAAUAGAAGAGCAGCACCAUGAUGAAAAUAGAGCACAACCAAGCUUACCAUGUUUCAGCAUUAAAACCAUAAUGGUUGCAACAAAUAAAUUCUCCAAUGAGAACCGAUUGGGGCAAGGUGGAUUUGGUUCUGUGUACAAGGGCUCAUUAUUUAAUGGACAAGAGAUAGCAGUGAAAAGAUUGUCUCAAGGUUCCAGACAAGGAACUCAAGAGUUCAAGAAUGAAAUUAAGGUGAUUGGAAGAUUGCAACACAGGAAUCUUGUAAAGUUGCUUGGUUAUUGCAUUCAUAAGAAAGAAAGGAUGCUGAUAUAUGAAUACCUACCCAACAAAAGCUUGGACUUCUUUCUUUUUGAUAGGGAUAGAAGAUCAUCACUAGAUUGGGAUACACGUUUUCACAUCAUCAUUGGAAUUGCUCGAGGCAUUCUCUAUCUUCAUCAAGAUUCAAGGUUGAAAAUAAUCCAUAGAGAUCUUAAAGCUAGCAAUGUCCUUUUAGACCUCGCAAUGAAUCCCAAAAUUUCAGAUUUUGGAAUGGCUAGAAUAUUUGGAGAGGAUCAAAUCCAAGCAAAUACAAAACGAAUUGUUGGGACAUAUGGCUAUAUGUCUCCAGAAUAUGCAAUGGAAGGACAAUAUUCAACAAAGUCUGAUGUUUUCAGUUUUGGGAUUCUGUUGAUAGAGAUUAUUUGUGGAAAAAGAAAUACAGAUCACGAUAAAGAAAGAUCAUCUGUAAAUUUAAUUGGACAUGUAUGGGAGAUGUGGAGAGAAGAAAAAUCCUUGGACAUAGUGGAUCCAAUACUUGGUGAAGCAUAUCCAAUUGACUUAGCCCGAAGAUGUAUACAUAUUGGGCUGUUGUGUGUGCAAGAAAAUGCCUCCUAUAGGCCUUCCAUGUCAGAAGUAAUCUACAUGCUUGGCAAUGAAGUGUCCCUCCCCUCACCUCGAAGACCUGCAUUCCUAUUCAAUUCGAAUGCAGAGCUUUCAGAAUCUUCAACAUCUAAAGAUCCUUCUGUAAACGAAAUUACUGGUACGACAAUCAGUGCUAGAUAAACAUGACGUGGCAUAUGACAGGGAAGCAUUUUAUGAUCCUAGGUCUUCCUAUACUUAUUAUCCUUAAUUUUGUAUCAACAUGUGUAGUGUACAAAUGUUUACAUAUUAGCCACAACACUUCUGAUUCCCAAAAAAGGAAAUCAUAUUAGAA
Neltuma alba is the source of this 2689-nucleotide messenger RNA. Its product is annotated as G-type lectin S-receptor-like serine/threonine-protein kinase At1g11410. NCBI's taxonomy places the organism in Eukaryota, Viridiplantae, Streptophyta, Magnoliopsida, Fabales, Fabaceae. Gene Ontology annotation, molecular function: ATP binding; protein serine/threonine kinase activity. The transcript is spliced from 7 exons. Bases 1 to 2538 code for a protein of 845 amino acids. Gene Ontology annotation, cellular component: plasma membrane. The record is from RefSeq and is a predicted model, not a curated record. Gene Ontology annotation, biological process: protein phosphorylation; recognition of pollen.